This is a messenger RNA of Arabis nemorensis, 237 nucleotides long. The record is from the annotation of a GenBank genome assembly. Lineage: Eukaryota; Viridiplantae; Streptophyta; Magnoliopsida; Brassicales; Brassicaceae.
AUGUCGGAACGUAUAGAACUGCUGCUGAGGAUGUUUGCCGUCGGUGAGGAGCCUGUUGGGAUUAGGGUAACUUUAUAUGGACCUUCUAAUGGAAUUAGGUCUAUUAUGAAUGCUUUAGAAGAAGAUGAAAGAGAUUUGAUUUGGGAAUUAAUCGACAUUCGGCAAGUUCAUUUCCACCGCGGAACAACCUUCCUACUCAGGGAGAUUUGGCCGAUUCAUAAUGUCCCGACAGCUUAA